AUGCAUAUUACAAACGAGACGAAUGGUGGUGAAACUAACGGAGACGAAAUUCGAUUUUCUGAUUUAUAUGAUUUGUAUGAAAUUAUUGGAAAAGGCCCAUUUAGUGUUGUUCGACGAUGUGUAGCUAAGCAAACAGAUAAACAGUACGCAGUUAAAAUUAUUGAUGUUGAACACUUCAUAUCGACUCCCGGUUUUUCAGCUGAUGAUUUGCGGCGUGAAGCAAGCAUUUGUACAAGCCUUAAGCAUCCUCAUAUUGUUGAAUUGUACGAAACCUUUGAGUCGGAAGGGUGUUUAUUUAUGGUUUUUGAAUACAUGGAUGGAGCUGAUCUAUGUUUUGAAAUAGAGAAGCGUGCAAUUGCUGGGUUUGUUUAUAGUGAAGCUGUAGCUAGUCAUUAUAUGCGACAAGUAUUUGAAGCUGUUCGAUAUAUUCAUGAUCAUUCUAUAAUUCAUCGUGAUUUAAAGCCUCAUUGUGUUCUAUUAUCGUCAAAAGAAAAUGCAGCACCAGUUAAGUUAGGUGGAUUUGGAGUAGCAAUUCAAUUACCGGAAUGUGGAUACAUCAGCGCAGGUCGUAUUGGAACGCCAGCUUUUAUGGCGCCUGAAGUCGUUAAUCGUGAAUCUAGUUUUGGUAAACCUGUCGAUAUGUGGUCGUGCGGUGUGAUGUUAUACGUAUUAUUAACUGGAAAUUUACCAUUUGCUGGAACAAGAAAUAGAGUAUUUGAAAUGAUAGCAAAAGGAAAGGCCAGUAUGGAAGGUCAUCAAUGGGAGCAAAUAAGUGAUUCAGCGAAAGAUUUAGUUACACGUUUAUUAUGCAUUAGUCCAAAUGAUAGAAUAACAAUCAAAGAUGCACUCGCUCAUCCAUGGAUUCGCGAACGUGAAAAAUUUGCAGCCAGAAAACAUUUGGCUGAUACGGUUGAUGAAUUGAGAAAAUUUAAUGCAAGAAGAAAAUUAAAGGGAGCUGUUCUCGCUGCUGUUUCCAGUCCUCUUUGGUCUCAAAUAAGUUCAACCACAAACGGUUCACCAUCCCCCGAAUACGAUGAUAUGGCAUCAGGAGCUGUUUCUCAAAUCUUGGAUAGUCUUGAAGAUACUCAAUGGUUAACAAUGGGUGAUCGUGUUGAAUUAGAAUUUUUACAAAAAUUAUUUGAAGAUGAACAAUUACAACGUCUAUUAGAAUUGUAUGAUCGUAUUAAUUCGGAUGAUAUUCGUCCCUAUACUUGUCCUGAACCAAAUGCUGUUUAUGUUUUCAAUGAAAUUUUACAAUUAUUAGACGAAUAUACAACUAAACAUGAAUAUAAAGAAUUGUUAAACAUAUUAUUAAAACCACAUAUACAGGUAAGUUUGAUCUAUCAAAAUAUGUUAGACUUUUUAGUGAUUGAUACAAAAUUAAAUGAGCUCAAAAAUUAG
This is a messenger RNA of Didymodactylos carnosus, 1401 nucleotides long. The record is from the annotation of a GenBank genome assembly. NCBI's taxonomy places the organism in Eukaryota, Metazoa, Rotifera, Eurotatoria, Philodinida, Philodinidae.